AUGAAAAAAGCUGGAUCUGGGAUGUGUCCUUUCACCCACAACUCUUCAUCUUCUAUAUAUAGAACCCCUUUGAUGUUGUGGAGGACGACUUUGGUUGGCUCCUUUGUGGGCAAGAAAUUAGCUUUUCCCGUUGUGAAUUCUAUUGCGCAUAAAUUGUGGGGCAAAUUUGGUCUUCAGGAGGUUUUAUCCUCAGAUGCUGGGUUCUAUUUUUUCAAGUUUGAUUCACUCCGUCAAGCUGUUUUAGUUCUUGAAGGAGCGCCUUGGCAUAUGGCUAACAGGCCACUUAUUCUGAAGCGUUGGGAACCUAAUAUGACUCUGGCUAAGGAGAAUCUGCGUUGCAUUCCUGUUUGGGUGAAGCUUUAUAAUAUUCCCUUUGAGUACUGGACAACGAAGGGAUUGAGUCAUGUAGCUAGUGCUGUGGGGCGUCCUUUACGGGCAGAUGUCAUCACUCUUACAUGUAAACGUCUCAGCUAUGCACGUGUUUGUGUUGAGAUUAAUGCAUUGGAUGAGUUAGUGGAGGAAUUCGAUUUCCGUUGUGCGAAUGGGGAUUGGAUAACUAUUCGUGCUGAGUUUGAAUGGGUUCCAAUUAAAUGUUCGAAGUGUGGGGUAUUUGGCCACAAUUGCUCUUCUCAAACCAUGCCUAGUGAGAGUAAGGGUAAGCUUGCCAAGGUUUGGGUUGCUAAAGAUAAGGCUGGACAAAGUGGUGUAGCUAAUGAGAAACCACCUAUUGAGGAUGAAUGGACCCAUGUCUCACAUAAGAGAAAGUCGAUAGUUAGUGUUGAUAAUGGGGUUGCUGUACCUAUUUCUAAGGAGGUCCAGGGAGAGGUUGAUCUGGUGGUUGCCAAUGUGGCUCAUGUAGAUGUUGAUAAAUCAUCUUCACCUAGUGCUCCUAAUUUGCAUCAGGAGGUGUCGUUUGUGCCUAUUGAGACUUCUCAAAUUGGAGAAGUAGGUGAAGUUUCUCCAGAACCUCUUGCCACUCUAGAUGAAGAUGAUAGUGAUACUUCUGUUCCUCAGUCUAACACGUUAGCUAUGAAAGCUAGAGAUUCACUUCAGAAAAAGAAGAAUGGGUUAGGAGGCAAACAUAAGAAAGGUAAAAAGCAUCACUCCCCUAGGGGAGGUUGCUCUGCUCAAGCUAUCCAUGUUCGUGUAAAUGCAUGUAAUGGUAAAUGGAGUUGUGUGGUGUCAGUGGUAUAUGGGGAUAAUAUCCCAGUUAAGCGUGUUGAUCUAUGGGAUGACUUCAUAGCUAGGUGUGGAGGUUUUGCACACUUGCCAUGGGUGGUCAUGGGGGACUUCAAUUCUGUUGUCUCCCCUUUAGAAGUGGCAGGUGGUUCUUCUUCUUGGCCUGCAUGGCAAGAUGAUCUUGGGAAUUGCAUGACAACAGUGGGGUUGGCCGAUUUAAAGCUUGAUGGUUGUUUAUAUAUAUGGUCUAAUAAGCAGGUAUCUGAUCCUACUCUCAAGAAACUAGAUCGUGUAUUGGUGAAUUCGAAGUAG
Olea europaea var. sylvestris is the source of this 1491-nucleotide messenger RNA. RefSeq lists its product as uncharacterized. Bases 1 to 1491 code for a protein of 496 amino acids. The transcript has 3 exons. NCBI's taxonomy places the organism in Eukaryota, Viridiplantae, Streptophyta, Magnoliopsida, Lamiales, Oleaceae. The record is from RefSeq and is a predicted model, not a curated record.